CUUUCCCAUCAACGUCCCUCUCGAUUCCACCAUAUCCUCCUUUUUCUUAUUUGUGAAAGUUCAAAUUCAACUCCAAAUUUCCUGUUUCUUUCACCACCUAUAUAAACAAACAGAAGGGGAGAGAGGGUCUUAGUAGUCACAAACAUGGCGACAUCAACGUCUUCUGUGGUGUUAGGAAUCUCUGUAUCAUCUUCUACUUCUUUGAAAAUAAGGAGUUUUAGAAAUGCGCCCACUGUGUUAAAUUCUCAUACCCCUUCUGGUUUAAACGUUGUUACUUCACCUCAUCAUAGGCAUGCUGCUUCUCAACGUCCACUCUCCAGGAACUCGUUUAGAGUCCAAGCAACGGUGUUGCAAGAGGAUGAAGAGAAAGUGGUGGUGGAAGAAUCAUUUCAAUCGAAAAGUUACCCUGAAAAUGGAGGAGGAGGAAACGGAGAGCCACCUGAUGCUUCAUCCUCUAGUGGUUUGGAGAAAUGGGUUGUAAAGAUUGAGCAAUCCAUAAAUAUCUUUCUCACGGACUCUGUGAUAAAGAUACUUGACACCUUGUAUCAUGAUCGACAUUACGCGAGGUUUUUUGUUCUGGAAACUAUUGCAAGGGUUCCCUACUUUGCUUUCAUGUCUGUUCUGCACUUGUAUGAGAGUUUUGGUUGGUGGAGAAGGGCAGAUUAUCUGAAAGUUCAUUUUGCAGAGAGCUGGAAUGAGAUGCACCAUCUGCUCAUAAUGGAAGAACUGGGUGGAAAUUCUUGGUGGUUUGACCGGUUUCUAGCUCAACAUAUUGCAGUCUUUUACUACUUUAUGACAGUCUUUAUGUAUAUGCUGAGCCCAAGGAUGGCGUAUCAUUUUUCUGAGUGCGUGGAAAGUCAUGCGUUUGAAACCUAUGACAAAUUUAUCAAGGAUCAAGGAGAGCAAUUGAAGAAACUACCAGCAUCAAAUGUUGCCGUGAAGUAUUACACAGAGGGGAACUUGUACUUGUUUGAUGAAUUUCAAACCGCAAGACCGCCUACUUCUCGAAGGCCAAAGAUAGAGAACAUGUAUGAUGUGUUUCUGAACAUCAGAGACGAUGAAGCCGAGCAUUGCAAGACUAUGAAGGCCUGCCAAACUCAUGGGGGCCUUCGCUCUCCUCACUCGUAUACAGAUGAUGCGUGUGAAGAAGAUGCAGGUUAUGGCCUACCCCAGGCUGAUUGUGAAGAGCUGACCCAGUAGAGAAGACAGCCAAGGCCCGGUAACACAGCUUAACAAAUUGUUGCUGAUGAAGUGCGAAAAUUUGAAGGAAACUUUGAAUGCAGUAAAAUUUGUUGAGAUCCUUGCUUGUAUUUUGUAAAAGAAUAUACAUAUUUGAAGGAAUAUAUGGUGCUGUUUGUAUCGGUCCUUUUUCUUGUUUCAUAUAUAUCACAUCACAAAAGAUGUUACAGUAUUUGUUCAUGUAUUGUCCAAGAUGCUCCGGUGUUGUUUUUUUUUUC
Molecule: messenger RNA, 1457 nt
Organism: Coffea arabica (coffee)
Lineage: Eukaryota; Viridiplantae; Streptophyta; Magnoliopsida; Gentianales; Rubiaceae
Product: ubiquinol oxidase 4, chloroplastic/chromoplastic
Biological process (GO): carotenoid biosynthetic process; alternative respiration
Cellular component (GO): thylakoid; mitochondrion
Molecular function (GO): alternative oxidase activity
Source: RefSeq, a predicted model, not a curated record